Molecule: messenger RNA, 884 nt
Organism: Mus caroli (Ryukyu mouse)
Lineage: Eukaryota; Metazoa; Chordata; Mammalia; Rodentia; Muridae
Source: RefSeq, a predicted model, not a curated record
AGUCUAUUAUUUCCCUGGCACUAGAGCCUACUUGUGUGUGACUCCAUCCUUUGCUGAAGACCAGCUGACACAUCCAGCCUCAGGAACUGAGAACUUCUGGAUUCUUGGACUUUGCUUCCUAUCCUGCUGUUGAGGAAUAAGUUCACCAGCAGCCUAAGGUCGAGGACUUAACCUCAGCGAUCAAUGGAUAAAGCCAAGAAGAUGAUGCAGUCCUUUUCCAGAUUUGUCAAGGAUACGACAUAUACUGAAGAACAUACACUGUCCCAUACACAUGUCUUGCCAGCCCAGAGUACAAGGUGCUCCAAGUCUGAGACACUUUGUUUAGGCAAAGAGGAAAGCCACUGCUCUGUGGAUGGCUGGAUUGCAGAUUGGGAUCUAUAUUCCUUUUGUGUAUUUGAGAGUGUGGACUACCUAAGAUCCUACCAAAGAUGGAAUUCUGCCAAGAAGAAGAGCACAGAGGUCUUCCAGUGUGAGAGUCAGAGGGAGCCACAAGUGUCCCCAGGAGAUGUGGACAAUAAGAAAGAGAAAGUUGCAGAGGAGCCAGACCAACCUUCACCAAGCUUGCUCAGGGAGAAAAGGCUGGAAGUUGAGACCUGUGAUGGUGGAGACUGCCCUGACAAGGAUCCUGCUUCUGAUGGUGCCAGGCACCUAGGCUGCUGGGCAUGGCUUCAAAGCUCAUUUGGCCAGAACAAGUGAAAAACCCACCCAGAACUCUGCUUGGAUCCCAGGAGUCCUGAUACCUCCUAAGACUAGCAUUUAGGGAAUCUUCUGUCAGCUCCUGCUGAUACAGCAAAGGCAUACAAAGGCAGUUGUGUCUUUGCAGCCAUCUGGUUUUUGUGUGUGUUUAUUUGCUUAGCUUUCUUAAUAAAAAUGUUAAAAAGCUG